AAUCACUGAAUAAAUGCAUUAUUAACGCAAUUAUUUCUUUUCAUACUCUCCACAGUAUAACAAUACUUCAUUUUUCUACAUAUAAUCAUGGGACCACAAGCAAAACGGCGAAAGACGAGCAAAGUCGAAGAAAUCACCUUCGAUCAUUCUGCCCGCCAUGAAUUCCUCACAGGCUUUCGCAAGCGAAAGCAACAACGAAUUAAGCAUGCGCAGGAGGUUGCAGAGCAGAAGGCUCGAGAGAUGAAGAGAGAAGAACGGAAACGAAUUCGGGAGGAACGAGAAGCAGAGUUCCAAAACGCUCUCGAGGAGCAUCAGAAACAACUAAAGAGACUGAGGCAAGAAGAAAAUGGGGCAAGUUCAGGCUCAGAUUCAGAAAGCGACGGCGAAGAUAAUGAGUGGGAAGGGUUUGAAGAGCCACCUGCAGUGGACUACGAAGCGGAAUACAUUGAUGAAGACAAGUAUACCACGGUAACAGUAGAAGAGAUGGAUGCUUCUAGGGAGGGCUUGCUACGAUCACAGGAGCAUAGUUCGGACGAAGAGCAAGAAGGUGAAGAGAAACUGACAUCCGAAGCGAAUUCCAAGCCGAAGCCGGUAGAAAAGACCAAGAAGGCAUCAGACAAACCGAAAAAGAAGAAAAAGAAGUUCCGGUACGAAAGCAAGGCGGAACGCCAGCUCACUCGCAAGAAAGAACGCCUUUCAAACAGCAGGAAAGCGCAGGCAAGAAGAGAACGGUAGUUGGAGGUUAAUCUCCACACAAAUUCAUGCAUCUUCGAGUCAGUCGACGUUUCAAUACCCCUGAGGAGACUUUCAUUCUUUAUGGUCUAUGUUACUGUGGGCAAGUGGGUAUAGGCAGAGGGCAAGUGGAUGACAAAAUGAUGAGACAGAGAUGCUACUGGAUUCGGCUCCUGAUGGCAAAUGCUAAAUAAAGUAAUCUGCAACACGCAGGGAACAAAAAAGUUAUUAUGUUAGAA
Molecule: messenger RNA, 971 nt
Organism: Aspergillus caelatus
Lineage: Eukaryota; Fungi; Ascomycota; Eurotiomycetes; Eurotiales; Aspergillaceae
Product: rRNA-processing protein RRP17
Exons: 2
Coding region: 88-735 (215 amino acids)
Cellular component (GO): nucleolus
Molecular function (GO): RNA binding
Source: RefSeq, a predicted model, not a curated record